Molecule: messenger RNA, 555 nt
Organism: Malassezia sympodialis ATCC 42132
Lineage: Eukaryota; Fungi; Basidiomycota; Malasseziomycetes; Malasseziales; Malasseziaceae
Gene: TRS33
Product: Trs33p
Biological process (GO): endoplasmic reticulum to Golgi vesicle-mediated transport; regulation of GTPase activity
Cellular component (GO): trans-Golgi network; TRAPP complex; cis-Golgi network
Source: RefSeq, a predicted model, not a curated record
AUGGAGUACGCCGCGCCCAGUCUGGGUGCAAGCACACCAUCGACAGUCCCACUGGCCACGACGGCAGCAAGGUCAUGGACUGAAAAGCCUCCGGCUAUGGUGGACUACGCCUGUUGUGCCCUGCUGUUCACGGAAAUGGCAAAUGCGCUCCAAGCAUCCACUGCCUACAAGACACAGCGUGCGAAUGAUAUUGUAGCUGAGCUGCAACAGCAGGAUCCAGGCGCCUAUGUUCCACCUUUGUUGACUACUUCAGACCAGGCGGAUAUGGCCAACAGUCGCAUGGAAGAGCUAGGCCGACACGUUGGUGCAAACCUAACAGAGAAACUGGGGCAAGGAAAGCCGCGCAUGAACGACACUCUCGAGCGCGUCAAGUUUGUGUGCAAGGAUCUGUGGUCGGCGGUAUGGGAUAAGCAGAUUGACAACCUGCGCACCAACCACAGGGGUGUCUUCGUAUUGCAGGACCACUCCCUCAAGACACUUGCAGCGGUACGGAGCGCGGACAAAGGCAAUGCUUUUGUUGCGAUGGUAGGUCAUAUGCUCUCGCUGACGCACUAG